GGGGAUAGAGCGCCGCACGUCGUUGGAGGCCAGCGCGCCUUCCUUCCGUUUCCGUUUGGAGGACGAACCAUAAUGGCGGAUGCCGAGCCUGUGUGCAGCUUUCUUUUCAAGAAGCGUCGUCCUGUGCCUGGGAGGGGCCAGCGCAAGAGGCCAGGCAGCGACCAGGAGGCUGGGAGCAGUAGCGAUGAAGCCAGUACUGUGGUCAGGAAGGAGAGACGCAAGGACAUCCCCAACCCCAUGAUUCAGAAGACUAAAAAGCCUGUGAAGGAUAAUGCCUCGUUUGGAUCAAGCAGUAGUGAUGAUGAGAGUAAACCUGAAGGAAUUGGAGUUUCUUAUAAGUCUACACGAUCGGCGAAACCUGUAGGUCCAGAGGACAUGGGAGCCACAGCUAUAUAUGAACUGGACACAGAGAAAGAGAAAGAUGCUCAAGCCAUCUUUGAACGUAGUCAGGAAAUCCAGAAGGAACUCAGAGGAAAGGAAGAUGAUAAAAUUUACCGUGGGAUCAAUAAUUACCAGAAGUAUGUGAAGCCAAAAGAUACAUCCAUGGGGAAUGCCUCUUCAGGCAUGGUAAGGAAGGGACCUAUAAGAGCCCCAGAGCAUCUCAGGGCCACUGUGCGGUGGGACUACCAACCUGAUAUCUGUAAAGACUACAAGGAAACUGGAUUUUGUGGCUUUGGAGACAGCUGCAAAUUUCUUCAUGACAGAUCAGAUUACAAGCAUGGCUGGCAAAUCGAGCGAGAGCUGGAUGAAGGACGCUAUGGAGUUAAUGAUGAUGAAAACUAUGAGGUGAGCAGUGAUGAGGAAGACCUGCCCUUCAAGUGUUUCAUCUGCAGAAACUCUUUCAAGAACCCUGUGGUGACCAAGUGUAAACACUACUUCUGUGAGAGCUGUGCUCUGCAACAUUAUCGCAAGUCUCAGCGUUGUUAUGUAUGUGACAAACAAACAAAUGGAGUCUUCAACCCAGCCAAAGAGUUGAUAGCAAGGCUGGAAAAACAUAAGGCUGAAGCAGGCAGUCCAGAUGAUGCUGGAGAACCAGAGUAGUAUUGCCAUGCCAUCACUUCUUCCCCUUUCCAAAAGCUAGUUCUGUAGCUUAAUAAAUCUUUUAUUAGUUUCA
Pogona vitticeps (central bearded dragon) is the source of this 1114-nucleotide messenger RNA. The record is from RefSeq and is a predicted model, not a curated record. Lineage: Eukaryota; Metazoa; Chordata; Lepidosauria; Squamata; Agamidae.